Molecule: messenger RNA, 2244 nt
Organism: Rhododendron vialii
Lineage: Eukaryota; Viridiplantae; Streptophyta; Magnoliopsida; Ericales; Ericaceae
Exons: 4
Coding region: 223-939 (238 amino acids)
Source: RefSeq, a predicted model, not a curated record
GAGAGAGCAAGGCAAAGGGAUAUACGCGGCUUUGGAGGUGUGUGUCGGUCCCUAGAGCUAUACGAAGCCCUGUCACCGAGGGUGAGACAGCUGAUAAACAAGGCUGGCUUUGGUGAGUUCAUACGGACUCUUUCACCGGUUAGAAAUGACCAUGCUGUCUUGGUAGCACUUGCAGAGAGGUGGAGGGAUACCACCAAUACUUUCCACUUACCACUUGGGGAGAUGAUAGUGACGCCUACUGACUUUGCGACGAUUACCGACUUGAGGGUUGGAGGAGAGCCCAUCCCAUUUGACUCAGGCAUUCACAAUGACCCAAUAGCGCUGGAAUGGUUUUUGGGUGGAGUACCCAAGAUUGAGGAGGGGAUGGUGAUGUAUGAGCAAUUCAGUGGGUAUCUCAAGAAGAAGGUGAUGACCGAGCAGGAAGCAAAGCAGAUGGCCAGGGUGUACUUGCUGUACCUCUUUGGCGCUUCCUUGUACCCGAGCAGACGAAGUAAGGUGCACCUGUCAUACAUUCCAGUGUUGCGGGAUCUGCAGACAACCUCACGCUUUGACUUGGGUGGAGCAGCGCUUGGUGCAGCCUACGGCUUCUUAGGGGACUCGUCAAGGACUGAGCAGGGAGCUGCUGGUUAUUGGAGGAUCUGGGAGCUUUGGGCCUAUGAAGUGCUGUGGAUGUAUCCACCGAUGUGCAAGCAUCCCGACUUGAGCACUCUUUCCCGCGCACUAAUUUGGAGCAAGAAGAAUAUGGGGACAAAAGAGGGCAGAGGUGAUCUAAAUGCCUUUCGACUGUACCUAGAUGAGCUGAGAGUCUCGCAGAUCAACUGGAAUCCUUGGAGAAUAUCGGGGCAAGGGCCUGAGUACUUGACCAGGAGCAGGGUUGUAACAGCGAGCAGAGUGUUAUUGGAGUCGGCCUUUGGCUGGCAAUGGUACUUAGGUGAUUGAGUGACAAGGCAGUCACUUGGUUACACUGCGUUCCAGGUACCAGGGCCACGUCCACCACGAGCCUCACACACGGGAGAGUACACACUAGUCGAGCUGGAGAGGUUCACGUAGCCUGACACCGAUCUGAUACGCCACUUGCAUCGAGAAAUGGACUAUGCGACGUACCAGAGAGAGCAUUUGGCGGGGCCACUUGGAGUCCGGGCUUUUAGAGGGAUGCAGAGUCAGGCUCGUGGAGCCGCUGAAGAGAGGAAGGCUGCUGCUAAGAGACAGGUUGGUGGCGAGGGCCGCGUGAGAAAGAGCUUGAGUGGUCCAGUGAAAGGUGGGCCACCUAAAUUGCUGUGGAAAGUGCGAGUGAUUGAUACGCAAGGGAACCCGACUGAGGUGCACCUUGUUCCUACCAGAGUUGAGCUUGCACCAGUUACUAUUCCGGUAAGACAUUGUAGCUUCCAUUAUUGCAUUUUAAUAGAAUUGAAUUAUCAUUGAAUUGUUUUGAUAACUCAUAAUCACUUUCGCAGGUGCCAACUGAGUGGGUGAACGAAGCCAUCCGACGCAUGCUGGCAAUGGAGAACAUAAUCAGAAAGGCGGCAAGUGGGAUACCACUAGAGUUGGACUAUCCAGCACCGACUCCACCACUGGCCGUGUACAGGCCUCAGGAAAAAAGAUAGGCGGCUCCUAGGAGAAAAAGUACACGGCCUCCGCCACAGCAGCAAAUGGUGACAAGAACUACUGCACCUCUAGUCACCACGAGGCCACAAACAAAAGGCUCGCAGCCAGUAGCGGCAAGCCCAAAGGUAGCAAGGGAGGCUAUGGCACGUGCAGAGAGGCAGUACCAAAUCAAGAUGCACGAAAAGCCAACUCAAGAUGAGCCAGUCCGCAAGAAGCGACCAAUCCUAUCGAAGGUCUCCGAAGAAGAAGAAGAUGAAGAGGAGGAAAGCGAGGAAGAAGAGGAGAAGCGUUCAUCGACCAGCAGCGGCUCUGAUGACUCUAUUGAUGAUCCUACAUACAAGAGGGAUCCGAGAGAGAUAGAUGAUGAUGACGAUGGGGAGGACAUCGAUUGGCUCGGGGAAAACUGAGGAUGACCAUUGAGCCUUAUUUACAUUUCUGCAUUUGAUUUUUGCUUUCGGGCUUGCAUGCCCAAGUAGAUAGAUGGCUGGAAGGCAUGCCUUAGUUAACUUGAUACUAAUUUUUGGAGGCCUGCGUGCCUUUUGAUUUGGUAGGCAGAUGUGCCCUAAUUGACAUGAUGGUUUCUUGACUGGCCAAAGUGCCGCACACGCAGUAGCUUUCUUCAUUUUGACAUGGAUAGAU